Molecule: messenger RNA, 4778 nt
Organism: Cuscuta campestris
Lineage: Eukaryota; Viridiplantae; Streptophyta; Magnoliopsida; Solanales; Convolvulaceae
Source: the annotation of a GenBank genome assembly
CCAGCGUCUCCGACAAACAAUUUGAUGGCCACCACUUUGGAGAACUUAUCAAGAACGCAGGCAUCUAUGGCGUCUCACCUUGGAGAAGAUAUCAAGAAAAGCUUCCUCGAAGUUUUGGGAUCUGCGAAUCAACCGGAAAGGUUUCCAUCCAAGCAGAUCGAAAAAUUCAAAGGAUUUCCAGCGAUUUCCUUCGCCCCGAAUGAGGUAAAAUCACUCUCUGCCCCUUAUGAAUAUGCCUUGGUUGGUCGUUUCAACAAAUCUAGACCCCCUCUCCAUAUCAUCCGCUCCUGCUUGGAAAGAAUUGGUUUCAAAGUGAAUCUUAAAAUUGGUUUGCUUUCUCAAUCAAUUUUGUUUUUGAAUUUCAAAUGCCGAGUUGAUUAUCAACGUUGUUUCUCUAAACGGGUUUGGAAAAUCAAUGGGUCAUCCAUGAUUGUGUCCAAAUGGAGCCCUGAUUUUCACGUGGACAUUGAGAGUCCCAUCUUUCCGAUAUGGACUUCUCUACCUCAUCUUCCUGUCCAUCUUCAAGAGGCUAGGGCUCUUUACAGUAUUGCAAAAUGCCUGGGUAACCCGAUUAUGAUGGACUCCUCUACUUCUGCAAAAAUCAGACCGUCUGUGGCUCGUUUUUGUGUUGAAAUGGAUAUUACACAAGAACUACCGAAGAAGAUAUGGAUUGAUAAUGGAGGCCAUGGUUUCUUCCAACCAGUGAGCUACGAGGACAUCCCAAAGUAUUGUAGGGAUUGCCAAAAAUCAGGGCACACUGCCGGAAAAUGCAACACUGCAGAUGAUGUUUUUCCUAAGAAAGAUGCUGCAACCUCAACCAAAGCCAAUAACAAGGAUCCGAAACCAAGCGGGGACAUAAGAUGUCCCAUUGUGAAGGACACAAAAAUUACUGUCCAAAAUUCUAAAGCUGAUGAAGAUGUACUGGUGACACCCCUUGAACAAAAGGAAAUAGCCAAAGAGGAUAUGGCAGGGUGUGGGUCAGCGGCAGGAGGCACCACACCAACAACUAGAGGCCAUGACACAUCUGUACAAAGCUCCAAGAACCGAUUUGCCACCAUUGAAAAGACUCCAAGUCAUGAGGGAUCAAGUUCAAUACAGCCUACUACCCAGUUAGAGGUGGAAGAGACUAAAGUUGGGACUCAACAUGAAGUCGUUGAGAUCAAAGAUGCAGUUACUAUGGUAGCUGAUGCAAUUGAAAUCCAGAAUGGGUGUUCUACUCCGAAUAAGGCAGCUAAAAUAUCACCUGACCCUGUGACUGCGAUUGAGGCGAAAACAGCAACCAGACAUACCUACAAGGAAACUAUCAUCGAGGUUGAUGGUUCUAAAGAUGAAGAACCCCAAGAGUUUGCUGCAAAUGACACAUUUGACGCAAGCCAGGAUAAUGAGGAGACAGGGAACCAAACAGAACCAGAAUUUGAUUGUGAAGAAUAUCAGUAUGAAGAGGACUUCACCCUGGUCAAAAGCAAAAAACAAAACUCUCCUCCAGAACUAACGAUUCAAACAAGAAGUGGACAACUCCAAUGGGACAAAGAGGAUGGACCCCGCAAGUCUGCCAAGCUACGUCUUGGUCCUGAGAUGGGCCGGACUAGCGCAAUGGAAAGACUUGGCGGGAGUCGUCACGCCCAAUCUCGUCGUUCUAGGGAAUCUGAGAUGAUUCACCAAGACGAGGAGGAAGCAGAAAGCCAGCCCAGGGCGUCGGCAUAUACCAGGCUCUCAUACGAUGAGGAUGACCUAGAAAAGAUAGGGAGCGUAGCAAGGAAACUACGUGCCCUGGAGGAAAAGGUGGAAGAGAAGGCGGGAGCGAAAAAGCACACCUUGGCUAAAUCUCCCUUUUCGGCCAGGGUACAUGCGCAGAGGUUGAGACAGAAGAUUAAGCUGGACGUGGAGAAAUUCACAGGAAAGGAGGAUCCAAACGUCCACCUUGACACCUUCCACAAUGCAGCACAAAUGGCCGGAUGCACUGAUGCUGAGGAAUGCCUACUCUUCUUCUCAUCCUUGAGAGGGAGGCCAGUGGAAUGGUUUAACGGCCUUCCCCAUGGCAGGAUUGGGUCCUUUGAGAAACUUGCCGAAGUUUUCCGCAAGAAGUACCAGGACAAUUGCAUCAAGAGGAAGAAGUUCACCUACCUUAACACGGUAGGGCAGAAGGAGAAGGAGUCCUUGACUCAAUUCUUGACCCGCUGGAGGGACGAGGUCGACAAGGUAGAAGAGAUGGACGACAAGACGGCCAUGUCUUUGCUGAUGAAUGCCUUCCGGUCGGGUGACCUCUACACCGAAUUCUGUAGGAGGCCACCCUCCUCUUACCAAGAAGCCUACAAUACGGCAUGGGAGUAUGCCGACGCGGAGGUCUUGAAUAAGAGCAAGCGGGAAUUGGAGGAAGGAUAUACGAAGGUGAAAUCCGACAAGCUGAAGAAGGACGACCAGAUGGGAGGGUCCAAACUAAAGGCUACGUAUGACGGGUCUGUCCAUCAAAUAAGGGAUGAUAAGAAGGGAGAACAACCCAAGAGGCCUUGGACGGAGAAGUGGUGUACCUACCACCAAUCCGACUCCCACAAUACGGCGGAUUGUCGGAAUGUCAAGGCUGUGCUCAAAGAGAUGGCCUUGAAGGGAGAGCUUGGGGAAGGUUACGCGACGGGGAAUAAGAAGGAUCUGAAAGCAAACACCUGGACCCGUCCUCAGGGAAAAGACCAGGGAAGGAGAAAAUCCGGGAAGGAUAACAACAAUCCGGAUAAAGAAUUCAUUGAGAUGAUUGUCGGUGGCCCGGAAGGCGGGGACACUGCCUCCCAGCGGAAGAAUUGGGCCAGGAGCUUACACGUAGCGGUGGUUUCCUUGGAAUCACAAGGAAAGCAGGCAAGAAGGGAACCUAUCACUUUCACUGAUAGGGAUCUGCCCAGGACGGGGAGAGACCACAAUGACCCUUUGGUCAUUACAAUGGACAUCAACGGGGCUGAUGUGGCCAGAGUACUAGUUGACACAGGAAGCAGUGUCAAUGUUUUAUACUUAGAUGCUUUCAAAAAAUUGAAGCUUGACAGGUCCAUGUUGAGGCCAUUGCAAACUCCAUUGUCAGGCUUCACUGGUGCUAGCAUAGAAGCGGAAGGUCAGAUAACCUUACCGGUUACCUUGGGGUCAGGAAACAAGACAGUGACCAAACAAAUGAGAUUUGUUGUGGUCGACAUCAAAUGUGUGCAUAAUGCGAUUCUGGGUAGGCCUGGAAUCAACCAGGUCAGGGCUAUUAUUUCCAUGGCACAUUUAUGCAUGAAGUUUUACACUCCCAAUGGAAUCGGGGAGGAAAGGGGUGAUCAAAAGAACGCCCGGUCCUGCUACCUGGAAGCAGUCAAGAAGAUGACCCGCCAGUUCGAACAAAUUGAACUGGUCUCCCAACAGGUAGACAAGGGUGAGGAGAAGGCUAGGAUUGAGCCGGAUGCAAACACGGAGGUGAUCCAGAUUGAUACCUCCAAUCCUGAGAGGAAGGUCAAAAUUGGGGCUGAUCUUCAAGAAGAGUUAAGGACUGAGAUUGUCCAGGUGUUGACCAGGAUCAAGUCCGAUUCAAGCUUGGUGGUAGGCCACAUCAAUGGUAACAUGGAGGCCAAAGGAGAGAAAAUGCAGAAGUACAGAGACUUGGCAAGGGCACUAUUGAAGGACCUGACUGAGUAUGUGAUGGAGAAAAUCCCUAGGGGGGAGAACACCGAUGCUGACUUACUAUCAAAGUUGACGCAAGCAGCCCCGGAGCAUGUGUCCAAGCUGGCCAGGAUUGAGACGCUGGAGAAAGCCAGCAUUGAGGGGUUUUCUGUUAGCGUGAUAGAAGAAGACGGGCAGGCCAAUCCAGAUCGAGUGGAGCCAGAUGACAUUUGGAUAGAUGAUCUGGUUAGGUAUUACAUGACCGGGCAAUUCCCUGAAGAUGUGGACAGGGUGAGAAAAGUAAAGUUGAGGGCUCCAAGAUUCCAAAUGCUCGAGGGAAGGCUAUACAAAAGAGCAUUCGGUGGUCCAUUGCUAAGGUGCUUGACCAGGGCAGAGGCAGAAAGAGUGAUCGCCGAAGUUCAUGAGGGUGUCUGCACCGCCCACCAAAUGUCCAGGACGCUCGCGCAAAGGAUCAUUUUGCUAGGUUAUUUCUGGCCUACAAUGAACCAAGAUUGCGAGAGAUAUGUCCAGAGGAACGAAUUGGUUAGAGGAGUUGCCACAUAUCAUCUGGGCUUACCGGUCACUUCAAGAAAGGCCACAGGGGAGACACCCUUCGUCCUUACAUAUGGGUGUGAGGCCAGACUACCCAUCGAAGCUAAAAUAAUGACCUUUCGGGAGAAGGUCUAUAAAGAGAAAGGGAAUGAGGAAGACCAUUUGGCAGAGCGAAACUUGCUGGAAGAGAGGCGGAUGGUCGCUGAGGCUAAAAUGAUGGAAUACCAGCAAGCAGCCAAGGCCUACCAUGAUAACAAGGUAGGGCCUCGUUAUUUCCAAGUGGGUGACGAGGUCCUGAGACGAAGGGGGGCCAGCAAACCCGGAGAAGGGGGAAAACUUGCAAAGAAAUGGGAAGGCCCAUAUAGGGUCACAGCAAUAUUACGCCCUGGGACAUACAAGUUAGAAACAAUGGAAGGUCGAGAGUUGGAAAGGUGCUGGAAUUCCCACCACCUUAGAAAAUUCUACCGAUAGACAAAAUUGGCAGGGCAUGUAUUUGUAAUACCCCUUCGAUGAUAAAUAAGAGAUUUCUUCAAUACUUGUGUUGCUGAGUCACUAAUACUAAAGUAAUGUCUUGAUGUAAGAGGCAAGGUUAAAAAAAAAAGAUAAACCCU